CCAGGAGAAAUGAAGUGGGUUCAAAUCGAAGAAUCACAAGGUUCAUAAGUCCUUGAGCCAGAAGUGGGCCAAGAUGUCUUCGUAGAAAUCAUGGUUCCGGGUCGGAAUGGUCGAGAUUUGGUUGGUUGUUGCCAGAGAUUGUCUCCGGCAUGGGAAAAAAAUCCUUUAAGCAGAGCAAGAUGCCCAACGCCUUGAAAAUCCGAUAUUAUCUCCUUAUUUUUAUUGAGAAUAUGCAGUCAACAGGCAACGGUGAUUUGUUGUUUCCUCAAAUUCUAUAAUAUUCAUUUUGGAACUAGUGACGUAUUUGAUGUGUCGGAACACGGUGGUUCAUUUAAGCACCUCUACCUGGAAAGACAUCUCGAGGGACUUUUGGAGAGUUUCCGCCCAUUGGAAAUGGAUUUGUACGACAUCAAAGAGUUGCUUCCUACUUUGGAGCCUUUCAUCAAAAAACUGAAUGUUACCAAACUCCUGCCACCUAUAGUACUUAUGACGCAAGGUCGAGAUUCCCAUUUACCGAGUGACGACGACGACCUUGAUGAUGACGACAAUCUAAGUGGAGAAGGAGAGGAGGGCGAGAGCGAUGGCGAACUUCAAACUGGAAACCAAGGUCUUAAGGCUAAAUCUGAAAUCUCAACACCUAGAGGGUCGAGUGGUCUUAGUCAUAUUUCGGCAGACGAUUCCAUCAGAUAUGGCAUUCACACUGGCCCGGAGAUCAACAUGAAAGUUCCAGGAAAUCAUCUUGACUUUGGGCAGAUUCUUCCGUCAUUAGGCGAGUUAGAAGAAUUCAGUGUGACAUACCAAUUACGCAACUGCGGUACUGAUUUCCGAUGGAACAUCUAUGGGAUGACUUCUAGGGAUGGUGACUAUCUCGCUGUGGGAUUAAAAUCAAGUAAAAUGUUGCGAAAAUUUUCGAUCUGGAAAAGCAACCUCGACGACGACAAGUUCUACGAUAUCUACGAUGGACUUAAGAAUCUAACUAGAUUGGAGGUGCUGGAAUUUUCCAACAACUUUCUAAGCGACGAGAGUGCCACAAGUUUGGUCAGGAUACUCAACUGCAAUCAAAUUGUGCACCUGGAUCUGACCAAUAACGCAUUUACAUCGGGAGGGGCCGAGAUUUUGGCCAAAUUCCUUCUCUCAGCGGAAUCCAAGUGCAAGCUCAAAAGGCUCUUAUUCUCACUGAAUAAUCUCCGCAGUGAGGGAUGCAUGCAUUUGUGCGAGGCGCUCGUGAAGAACCGCACGCUCUGCCAUUUGGAUAUCUCAUCGAAUCGUUUGGAUUCCAAGUGUGCCAAACACAUUGCCAAAAUGCUUCGAGCGAACCAAACUCUUCGGGUACUGAACCUCUCAAACAAUAAUCUGGGACCGGAAGGUGGCACUGAGAUUUCUCGAGGAAUGGCCUUGAACUCGACCCUGCAAGUAUUAGAUUUAAGAUUAACCUUUUGCGGUAAAGACGUCGAUUUGGCAACUCAGGCAAAACUUCUGUCAAACAAAUCCAAACCAUCUGGUUGGUCCAUCCGUGACGAGUUGCGCGAAAAACUCGUUACCAGCCGUGCCAGAGCUGGCGACAUCGUUCCUCGACAAUAAAUGAAGGACAAAUUCCUAGAUAGAGGCUUCUUUAUUUCUUGUAGAUGGUAUAGAAGGGCGCAUUACAUAGUAUCAGUCACGUUCCCAUCAUGUGGCAGGGUGUGUAAAGAGUAAAAAAUGUGUCGAUCUUAGGCUUGGCCGCCUCCUUUCGUGUUUGCUGAUGUUAGGCUGAACAAUCAUAGACCAAGAUGCGCAUGGAAUAUUUGGGGGGGGGGAGGGAGUUAUGACAGGGAAAAACAACUAAAACAAAGGUCAAGUCCAGAUCUGAUCUGACAUGGACUAGGGUCCAAUCCUCCGGGGGUCUCCCAGUCGUGGGAUUUGUCUUGUUUUAGAACUUCUCUUCAUUCAGA
Messenger RNA from Tigriopus californicus, 1931 nucleotides. Its product is annotated as dynein regulatory complex subunit 5-like. NCBI's taxonomy places the organism in Eukaryota, Metazoa, Arthropoda, Copepoda, Harpacticoida, Harpacticidae. Bases 394 to 1581 code for a protein of 395 amino acids. The transcript has 6 exons. The record is from RefSeq and is a predicted model, not a curated record. Gene Ontology annotation, molecular function: protein binding.